AUGGUGUCCUUAGACGAGAAGGAAGGCCCGUGUCCUAAAAUAGGUCCUGACCACCAGGCGGAAAUUGAUUCGAAUUCAGACCAAUUUUCACUUCAAAUGAAUCCUUAUUUAGAACAAGAUGAGUAUGACAAAUCACUUUCUUCUUCAACUUGUUUGCCCGUCUCAGUCACAUGGAGUGAUGCUGAUGCAGAAUGUUUGGUACUCGGUUUGUUUAUUUUUGGGAAGGAUUUUACUCAGAUUAAAAAAUUCUUAGAGAACAAAGGGAUGGGGGAAAUACUCUCAUUUUACUAUGGAAAGUUUUACAAAUCGGAUGGAUAUCAUAGAUGGUCGGAGUCCAGGAAGUUAAAAGGGAGAAAAAGUGUGAUAGCGAAGAAGCUUUCUACCAAAAUGAGGCAACAUGAUCUAUUGUCUCGCUUGAAUCCUCAUGUCUCUAAAGCAUCACAAGAUAGUUUGUCUAAGGUUUCUAAGUCAUACGUGGAAGGCAAAACAUCUCUAGAAAAAUACAUAUCUUCUAUGAAGUCUAUUGUUGGACUUGGCAUUUUUGCAGAAGCAGUAGGUAUUGGAAAGGAAAACGGAGUCCUUACUCGACUUGAUUUGGAACCUAGGAAGAACAGUUGUGAGGAGUUUUCAGCAGCAGCUUGCAAAGCUUUGUCUUCUCUUGGACCGGGAGAUAUAAUACAAUCUUUAACAGGAGGAUUUCGGCUGAGCAAAACCAGAAGUGAUGAACUAUUUUGGGAAGCUGUUUGGCCCCGCUUACUGGCAAGAGGAUGGCACUCUGAGCAACCAAAGAAUCAAGAUUAUCUAGUUUUUCUUAUUCCCGGUGUUGAGAAGUUUUCUUGGAGAAAACAUUUGAAAGGGCAACAUUACUUUGAUUCUGUUGGGGAUGUCUUGAGGAAAGUAGUAGCAGAACCAAAUAUUAUUGUGCUUGAAGAAGAAGUCGAAGAAGGAGGAUCAAACGAAGAUGAUUUCUCUGACGAUCAUCGUCAAUGUUACCUCAACCCUCAAUCUUCUACAAGUUCGGUGCAUAGUGGAAAGCCGUCAGAUUUAAGGGAAUCGAAAUAUGUUCCUUCUAAUACAGUGCAUAGAGUUGAGGUAGAUGUUGAUGGUAAAAGAUAUAAAGGGAACACAUAUACUAGGAGAGUAAACCAUGACAAGGAUAUGUCUAAAAGCAAUACACAGAGGUCAACAAAGUUAUCAGUUAUUGAUACCAAUAGACUUCCUGAAAGAAAACUACUGAAGCUGAAACAAAAGAGAUAUCCACCUGUUGAAUUGGAAGAUGCUUCUACGAUGAUUACCAAUCUUCUAAGCGAAAGUAAUGGUGGCUCUUCAAUUGAUGAUUCACCAAGGAUGGUGGAAUCUAAGAUUCUGGUGUAUGGCAGAAAGAAAACUGAUAGUUGCAUUGGUGUAUCUAACAGUGGAGUCUCCGUUAAAAAAGAACCACAUGAUAAUCGUGAUAAUGAUGCAAACAGGAUGGUCGAAAGCCAGAAAAAUCAACACACCUGCGUGUUUGAUGAUAGUCAACUGAAGAGGAUCAUAAAUCAUCGGUUAAAUCAGAGAGUAAGAUCAGGUGAUUCUAAUUAUGCCGCUGUUCAGACUAAAAGGAGGAGAUUGACUGCUUGUGCCAAGGCAGAGAAUAGCCGCAUCGUUCAGAAUUUUUCAGGAGGUUUGGGAUCAGAUAAAGUAGGAUUCUCUUGUUCUUCUAGCUUUCUAGAUGCCAACCAAAAUGGAAGUUCAAGCGCUUUAUCAAAAGACAGAAGUAUGGAAGAGAAUAAUGAAAAAAGCAGUCGCAAUGACAGUUUUCAAUGCAUGAGUGUUUCUUGUGUUGAAAUUGAGAAAUCUGAGUCUUUCCCCUCCAGCAUACCUUGGGAAGUAGUUGAGGAGCCUCUGAGAAGACCUUGUGAUGUUGGUUCUAUGGAACAACAGGCUGAUAUAAAUCUCAGGAGACAGAGCAGUAGAAACUGCAAAAUGACAGUCAAAGCAUUGGAAUGUAUACCAUAUAAAUUCUGGCAAAACAAGAAUGACAUCCAGACACACACAAAUAUUUUCAAUCCGUGCCGCAAGGCUCGUACAAGAGGCAAAACAAAGCCGCGUCGUCACUUUUUAGUACAAGAAGGAAAGCACUUGAAGGGAGAUGGCAGUGCUAGCUAA
Messenger RNA from Vicia faba (fava bean), 2148 nucleotides. Lineage: Eukaryota; Viridiplantae; Streptophyta; Magnoliopsida; Fabales; Fabaceae. The record is from the annotation of a GenBank genome assembly.